GAACAGGUGUCCAAAACAGGUGUCAGAAUGGAACUUCUGAUCAUUUUUUUAUGUUCUUUGUUGUUCUACCCUUCACAGAACCUGGAAGUCAAGGUAUCUCAAUCCCUUGAUGAAAAUGAUGAAAUAGUAAUGCAAUUUGUGUUAGACCGAAACAAACCAGAGAAUGAUUCAGUGAUUGGAGUGAAUAACUUUGACAAAGAGGAAAUGUAUCCUGUUGAUCGAAUUCUGAAGAUAAACAGUCAACUUGAAGGAAAACAGUUUGAAGAUGUGUCCAUCAUCUCUGGAGAUAUUGCUGUUUAUAAUCGUCUGGGUAAUGCAGACAGGUGUGCUUCCAGCACUUGUCGUUGGCCGAAAGCUAGAGAUGGAAAUGUUUACAUUCCAUACCGAAUUUCAUCAUCGUUCAGUCAAAAUGAAGUACAAGUUAUAGAAUGUGCGAUGAAAGGCAUACAGAGAAGUACCUGCAUUCGAUACAGACAACAUUCAAAAGAGAAAAGCUACAUUUCAAUUAAACCACUUGAAGGGUGCUGGUCCUUUGUAGGAAGACAACAUGAUGAACAAGAGCUCUCCCUUGGUGCAGGAUGUGUUUAUCAUGGCGUUGUCCAACAUGAACUUCUGCAUGCUUUGGGCUUUCAGCAUGAACAUUGUCGCAGUGACCGGGAUGACUUUGUUAACAUCUACCUCCAAAAUGUCGAAAGAGGGAAGGAAUACGCCUUUGCCAGAAUAGAUACUAAUAAUCUUGGAACACACUACGAUUAUGGUUCAAUCAUGCACUAUGGAAAGUAUGCCUUCUCUGUCAAUGGAAGGCCAACUGUUCUACCUAAACCAGAUCCAAAUAUACCAAUAGGACAAUACGUAGAAGUAAGUCAUACAGAUAUAAAGAAGAUCAACAAACUCUACAACUGCUGAAUACCCUGAUAUCACUGGUAACAAAUGGAGUCAUCUCUUGGACUGUAGAGUACGCUACUAACAGUGCUUUCACUCAUUACGAGAAACUCACUAAACAUGCUUUAUGAUUUUCACCAGUACUUUAUUAAGCAGAAGGAUGCAUAUCUUUCAAGACUAAUGAAUAUUGCUAUUCAUUAUUUUAUGGCUUCAAUUAAUAAACUGAUAUUCUAGCUUAGCCUAUAAAAGAUAUUGUCUCGUAUUU
This is a messenger RNA of Protopterus annectens (West African lungfish), 1147 nucleotides long. Its product is annotated as high choriolytic enzyme 1-like. The record is from RefSeq and is a predicted model, not a curated record. The transcript is spliced from 9 exons. Gene Ontology annotation, biological process: proteolysis. Lineage: Eukaryota; Metazoa; Chordata; Ceratodontiformes; Protopteridae. Gene Ontology annotation, molecular function: metalloendopeptidase activity; zinc ion binding. Bases 28 to 906 code for a protein of 292 amino acids.